This is a messenger RNA of Trematomus bernacchii (emerald rockcod), 518 nucleotides long. It is a transcript of the gene efcab10, whose product is annotated as EF-hand calcium-binding domain-containing protein 10. The record is from RefSeq and is a predicted model, not a curated record. The coding region runs from base 1 to 405 and encodes 134 amino acids. Lineage: Eukaryota; Metazoa; Chordata; Actinopteri; Perciformes; Nototheniidae. The transcript is spliced from 4 exons.
AUGGCGACGCAGAGAGAGGAAGACGCCGCGGAAUAUCUAAAAAAACACAAUAUUAUCGAGCUGUUGGACAACCUGAGCUGCAUGCUCUUCUUCCACAGACCCGAGAAGCCCAGAGAGUUUCUGAUCGAGCAGCUGGAGCAGCUGAAGUUUUCUCAGCAGACCGGAAUGAAAGGACCAAAUGUGUUCAACAACGCCAACCUGGACGCAGUGUUUGGGAUCCUGGACCCCACUAAUCAGAAACACAUUACUUUUACCCAAUACAAGCAGGCUCUGAUGACACUGGGCAUUAAAGACAUUAAUGAAUGUCCUGACGGUGCAAAUGAAGACAGGAUAUCCCACGAAACCUUCAAAACCGAAGCGAUGCAAGGCCUACAGAGAUGCUCAGCAACAUAUGAACAACUGUGAACAUUUUUGUGAUUUUCCACUCACCGGAUGUGUCAUUUAUUCCACAAUAUACUGCUGAUAUGAAUUUUGGAUGUGUUCAUUAACACUUGGCCUUAUGUGGAGUUGUGUUUUGU